CGCAAAAGCAGAGGGUCGUGUCUAACCAUCUAAUUCUUACAUUAAACAUCCUUGCCGCUGUAUUGACCCGUCUCUGGUGAAUAUCAUAUAACACAUCUCCGCGCCGAGCCUUCUCAUUCUACCCCAGUUUCAUCGCAGUACCACGAUGCCUGAUAUUAAGCGUCAGAUCAAGCUCGUUACUGAGCAGCACGUCUUGCCUGAUGUCCCCUCAGAAGUCGAGGGCUUCCCUAUGCGCGAGUGGAGCAUCGAGAUCUACGUAGUAGGACCCAACGACGAACAACUGCCCGCCACCUGUUUCGAGAAGGUGACCUACCGCCUGCACGAGUCUUUCGGCAAGCGCGCCACACAACAUCUGAAGAACCCUCCUUUCAGGAUUCAAGAGCAAGGAUGGGGUGAAUUCGACAUGUCUAUUGUCCUUCAACCUUUCUCCCAGCCAAAGGGCGAACAGACUGUCUUCCACGACUUGAACUUCCAGCAAGAGCGCUAUGAGAGUCUGCAGCAGUUUACUUUCCGCAACCCCAAGCCCGAACUCAUAGAAAGACUGAGGGAAUCUGGGCCAGUGGGCGAUGCCAACGGUGCUCCCAAGCCCGAGAAGAGAAAGAAGACUUCCAAGACUCAAGUCGAUAUGGAGAAGUUGGCCGAGGGUCUGGAGAGACUCGGUGAGGACGACCUCUUGCACGUCGUCCAACUGGUCCACGACAACAAGACCGAGGAGACAUACACCAAGAAUGAUGUUGAGAACGGCGAGUUCCACGUCGACCUUUACACUCUUCCGGACCAGCUCAUUAAAAUGCUAUGGGACUUCGUCAACCAGAAGGUCAACAUCUCAGAAUUCUGAAUAUCCUGAUAAUCUACCUAGCUGUCUUAUUUGCUUGUGAUUCACUGGGGACGGAUGAACACCCGUCAGAAAUGGCCACCCCAAUUCCAGUCCACACACGCGUGUGAAGUGCUCAUGGGGCGAGCACUACAAUGGAGGUUCGAGUACGAGACGAAAAGGUGCAGAAACGGCAGCAAGAAUUGAAGGGCGUUUGACGACAACAUAAUCGAUACCCGCCGGAAAUAACGAUAUGGCUUUUUUUCUAUUACUUCUCAGGUAGCUGGACAAAAAUAAUGGUCCUCUACUACAUGUGUGCCUCCUCUUUCUGCUGUCUAUCGUGCCCAUUGCAAGUUCUUCCAUGAGAUCUAACAGGACUAGCAAUCUUGAAGUCUCGUUUAGAUGAAAAUGCCAGACAGCUUCCACCAACACGCACUGAUGGUACUUGACAGACGAGGAAGGUGUUCGUGGUGUAUAAAUUCAUGAUUCUUU
Molecule: messenger RNA, 1306 nt
Organism: Aureobasidium pullulans EXF-150
Lineage: Eukaryota; Fungi; Ascomycota; Dothideomycetes; Dothideales; Saccotheciaceae
Product: transcription factor TFIIF complex subunit
Exons: 7
Coding region: 146-838 (230 amino acids)
Biological process (GO): regulation of transcription by RNA polymerase II; chromatin remodeling
Cellular component (GO): NuA4 histone acetyltransferase complex; Swr1 complex
Molecular function (GO): histone binding
Source: RefSeq, a predicted model, not a curated record